AUGGGUGGAACUCUUAUUGGAGUGGGUAUGGUUCUUGCCGGAAGUUGUCCAGGAACGGUAUUCGUUCAAAUGGGUUCUGGUCUUACAAAUUCUUUUAUAACAUGUCUUGGUGCUAUUUGUGGAGUUUUGUUUUAUUAUACAUUUCUUUCUGCACGUCUAACAAAGGAUGAAGUACCAAAGUCAUCCAUAGUUCUAAAGCAACUUCCAGAAUUGAUAGGUAUCAAACUUAUUUACUUGAAUUUAAUGUUUGGUUCCAUAUUUAUUGGUACUGCAUUUGUUCUUAAACAUUAUGUUCCCUAUAAAAAUGACUUAAUAACACCGAAGGGACUUCGUAGUCUAGUAGGUUGGUCACCGGUACUAUGCGGUAUUGGCAUUGGUUCAUUGCAAUUAUUUUUCAUGAUGUUGUAUAAAAAGUCAUUAGGAAUAUCAACUGGAUUUACUGUAUUAGUUACACAAUUAUGUUGCAUGCGAUUCUUUAAAAACUUAAUACCAUCAUUAGAACCAUUCACUUAUGGAGUACAAAACAGUUUAGCAUUAUUAUUCGUACUUGGAGCUGUUGGAGGAAGUUUUAUUUCAACAGUUUCAGCAAAUCAAUUUCCAUUAAAUGAACAAUGUGGAGCAGGUUUUUGGAGUAGUUUCUUUGGAGGAUUUCUAUUAUCACUUGGUGCACGUUGUGCUGGUGGUUAUACAAGUGGUGUUUGUGCAUAA
Messenger RNA from Rotaria sp. Silwood2, 708 nucleotides. The record is from the annotation of a GenBank genome assembly. Lineage: Eukaryota; Metazoa; Rotifera; Eurotatoria; Philodinida; Philodinidae.